Molecule: messenger RNA, 1516 nt
Organism: Panicum virgatum (switchgrass)
Lineage: Eukaryota; Viridiplantae; Streptophyta; Magnoliopsida; Poales; Poaceae
Product: probable indole-3-pyruvate monooxygenase YUCCA11
Exons: 4
Coding region: 29-1177 (382 amino acids)
Molecular function (GO): NADP binding; N,N-dimethylaniline monooxygenase activity; flavin adenine dinucleotide binding
Source: RefSeq, a predicted model, not a curated record
UUCCCAGGAGCGCCCGCGCGCGGCAGGAAUGGAGGAGGAGGAGGUGGUUGCGCUGAUCGUCGGCGCCGGCCCGGCGGGGCUGGCCGCCGCGGCGUGCCUCGGCCGGCGCUCCGUCCCCUACCUCGUCGUCGAGCGCGAGGACUGCAGCGCGUCGCUGUGGCGGCGCCGCACGUACGACCGCCUCAAGCUCCACCUCGCCAAGGAGUUCUGCGCGCUGCCGCACGCGCCGUUCCCGGACGCCACCCCGACCUACGUGCCCAAGCGCGAGUUCGUCGCGUACCUCGACGCCUACGCCGAGCGCUUCGGCAUCCAGCCCAGGUACCGCACGUCGGUCGAGUCGGCGGCGUACGACGAGGGCGCCGGCCGGUGGGUCGUCGCCGCGCGCGACACGGCGGCCGGCACGGAGAUCCGGUACGCGGCGAGGUUCCUGGUCGUGGCCACCGGCGAGAACGGCGUGGGGAGCGUCCCGGAGAUCCCCGGGUUGGAGAGCUUCACCGGGGAGGCUGUCCACUCCUCGGCCUACAGGUCUGGACGAAGGUACGCUGGGCGGAGGGUGCUCGUGGUGGGCUGUGGCAACUCCGGGAUGGAGAUCGCCUAUGAUCUUGCAACCCAUGGCGCCGACACCUCCAUGGUUGUUCGAAGUCCGGUACACAUAAUGACGAAGGGAUUGAUCCGUUUAGGAAUGACAUUGGUUCAACAUGUACCCGUUACAAUAGUGGAUUGCCUUCUAGUGAACAUAGCCAAUUUCAUAUUUGGGGACCUAUCAAGGUAUGGCAUUGUGAGGCCUAAACCUGGCCCUCUCGCCCUCAAAUCUAAAACUGGUAGAUCAUCUGUAGUUGAUGUUGGGACAGCAGGAUUAAUCAAGAAGGGCAUUAUCAAGGUGUUUGGCGGGAUAACGAAGAUCAUUGGAAACAAAGUCGAAUUCGAAGAUGGUAAGGAGAGUUCAUUCGAUGCUAUCGUGUUUGCAACAGGAUACAAAACCACUGUGAAUUUGUGGCUCAAGGAUGACAAGUGCAUGCUGAACAAUGAUGGAUUACCUAAGAAAGAUUAUCCCAAUCAUUGGAAAGGUGAAAAUGGCCUAUAUUGCGCGGGUUUUGCGAGGAGAGGAUUGGCUGGUAUUUCUGUGGAUGCAAAGAGUAUCGCCAAUGACAUCACUGAAAUUUUUUUCUCUGGGUAAGUCAGCUUAAGAGUGCAUUUGGCACGGCUCCUCUACCUCCCGGCUCUGCUACGGUAGCAUCGGCUCGGUCCCAAAGAGCCUGUGAAGCUUAAAGAAACUGGUUUAUUUUUCCAGCUCCCAGUUCAUGCAUCAUGGGGGGGUCCACCUCCUGCAAAAGUGCCUUCCGGCUCGAUCGUACUGUACUGUUGUUUCCAGAUGAAACAAGAGUCAGACAUUAAUCCUAUAUGUGUUAGCCCUAUGCAGUAGUCUUGCAUGUACUAGUUCAGUAAUUUGCAUGUACGAGCUAGGCCUUGUUUGGAGCUGCUGCUUAUGGGGGCAGCUGAUUCAAGAAAGGCCAGC